CGCAGGGUGCGGAUGUGAACUGCAUGCACGGCACCCUGAAACCGCUGCACUGCGCCUGCAUGGUGGCUGACGCCGACUGCGUCGAGCUGCUGCUGCAGAAGGGAGCGGAGGUCAAUGCCCUGGAUGGCUACAACCGAACGGCCCUUCACUACGCAGCAGAAAAGGACGAAACCUGUGUGGAAAUCCUCCUGGAAUACGGGGCCAACCCCAACGCGCUGGAUGGCAACAAGGACACCCCGCUCCACUGGGCCGCCUUCAAGAACAACGCCGAGUGCGUGCGGGCACUGCUGGAGAAUGGCGCCUCAGUGAACGCCCGCGAUUACAACGACGACACGCCGCUCAGCUGGGCAGCCAUGAAGGGUAACCUGGAGAGCGUCAGCAUCCUGCUGGACUUCGGGGCGGAGGUCCGGGUGGUCAAUUUGAAAGGCCAAAGCCCCAUCUCGCGCUUGGUGGCGUUGCUGGUUCGGGGCUUGGGGACGGAGCGAGAGGAUUCCUGCUUCGAUCUUCUGCAUCGCGCUAUUGGACACUUCGACCUGCGGAAGAACGGCAGCAUGCCCUGGGAGGUGACCAGGGAUCAGCAGCUCUGUGACAAGCUCACCCCGCUCUGCUCGGCCCCCGGUACCCUACAGACGCUGUCGCGAUAUGCCGUGCGCCGCAGCCUGGGUGUCCGGUUCUUGCCGGAGGCGGUGAAGCAGCUGCCCUUGCCCACCUGUCUGCAGGA
This is a messenger RNA of Eurypyga helias (sunbittern), 721 nucleotides long. RefSeq names its product ankyrin repeat and SOCS box containing 8 (gene ASB8). Lineage: Eukaryota; Metazoa; Chordata; Aves; Eurypygiformes; Eurypygidae. The annotation marks the transcript as partial. The record is from RefSeq and is a predicted model, not a curated record. The transcript is spliced from 2 exons. Gene Ontology annotation, molecular function: protein binding.